Messenger RNA from Apodemus sylvaticus (European woodmouse), 2161 nucleotides. RefSeq names its product proline rich 14 (gene Prr14). The transcript is spliced from 11 exons. The record is from RefSeq and is a predicted model, not a curated record. NCBI's taxonomy places the organism in Eukaryota, Metazoa, Chordata, Mammalia, Rodentia, Muridae. Gene Ontology annotation, cellular component: nucleoplasm. Bases 229 to 2064 code for a protein of 611 amino acids.
GCCCGAGUGAUCAAGGCGUCUGCAGCGGGAGGACCCGGCUCCGAACGGCCGGCCCGGGGGCGCCCUUUGGAGGAAGGGCCUGUGCCCUAUCCGGAGCCGCAGGCGGACUAUGAAGGGCGGAGUCCCGGGGGAGGAGCUGACCCUCAUUCCCCACUCCCCGGCUCCCCAAUUUACCCCAGGCCUCAGCCUGGGAUCCCUCAGGGACUCCCCGGAACCGCCGCUUCCCCCAUGGACUUGCCUGGGAACUCCAGCCCUUCUACACAGCCAAGCCUAUGCCGUCAGCCUCUAGCUCGAGCAUUAUGGGAAGCCAGGAGCCCGAAAAGACCGAGGCUGCAGCCUUUGGGGACCCCUUCAUCCCUGGAAAAGGCCUCCCGGAGGGUCCUGGCCGUGGUGCUGGAGGAUGUCAUGGCUACAAAAAGGGUCCCCCUGACAUACAAAGAGGGCAUUCCCAGCCCACGGAAUCCCAACCAUCAUCAGGAUUCUGUCUGCACACAGUCACUGGCUUUACCAUCCCAGGUCAAGUGGUCCUUGCAAGCCAGGCCUCCUGACCCACUGCAUCUGUGCAGAGAACCCUUGAGUCGUAUCCGCCAGUCCUCACCCACCUUGAGAAUGAGGUCAAGGACAUCCCCGGGCCCAGAGGAGAGCCCUUCACAAAAGACAGACCAGGUUCCCCAGCCUACCCUGUUGGUGGUACUGGAAGACAUUGCCGGUGCCAGACAACCAACUGAGGAUUUUGAUGAAGAUCGGCCCAACCUCAUUGUCCCGGCACAAAGCACCGUCAGAAGCCUUAAGGGCCAGGGCAAGCACAGCCAUAGACAGGAUCUGGACUCAGAAGCACCCCCAAAUCUUACUUUGUCCCUUCACCCCAGAGCUGAGCUUAUGACAAAAGCUGAUCAGCCAGUGCCUACACCCAGUGACCUAGAACCCCCAUUCCAACUUUCUACUCUACCUGCAGAUCCUCCAGAGAGCCCAGUACCGGAUCCUGCUCUGGAGACCCCACUGACCCCAACAUCGUCCAGCCUUUUACGACCCCGUCUCAGUCCCUGGGGCUUGGCCCCUCUCUUCAGAUCCGUCCGAUCAAAGCUUGAGAGCUUUGCUGAUAUCUUCCUCACACCUAACAAAGCACCACAGCCUCCACCUCCUUCACCUCCCAUGAAAUUGGAGUUGAAGAUUGCCAUCUCAGAGGCUGAGCAGUCCAGGGCUUCUGAGAAAAUUACGUCUGUCAGCCCCCGGCCCCCUAUCCGCCAAUGGCGGACUCAGUGCAGUUCCCUAGCACUUGUCCCUAAGUUAUCUCUGGGACGAAGCUCCUCCUGCCCUGAUCUAGGGCCCCCUGACCCAGGCAGCUGGCCGCCUGUUCCAUCCCAGCCAAGCCAGUCCAGGCCCCGAAGACACACUGUGGGUUGUGGGGAGAUGGCCCGGACACCACCACCACCUCCUCGGCCCUGUCUCCGGAAAGAAGUCUUCCCUCUUGGAGGAGUAGGAGUCUCGCCUUCUCUCACUACAUCUUGCUCAGCCAAUGCCUCUGCUUCCUCCUGCGAGCCAGCAGAACCCAGAUUGGGGUCAACGAAGGGGAAGGAGUUAAGAGCCUCAAAAGACAAGGUGUUUUCUGAUCCCGAGACCAAGACCAUGGGGAAGGUUUCUAGAUUCAGAAUACGGAGGACACCUGUCCGUCUCCAACCAAACCUUACACCAAUGGGGCUGCCUCGACCAAUCAGGUUGAAUAAGAAGGAGUUCACAUUGGAAGAAAUUUAUACCAAUAAGAAUUACCAAUCACCCACGACCAGAAGGACCUUCGAGACCAUCUUUGAGGAGCCACGGGAGCGCAAUGGAACUCUCAUUUUUACCAGCUCUAAGAAGCUCCGGAGGGCAGUAGAAUUCCGAGACAGUAGCCUUCCUCGAUCCCGGCGACCAUCACGAGGGGUCCGCGCUGCAGCAAGCAGAACCCUUCCUCCCAAUCUGGCACCUAGCCAAGACAUGGGCUCUCUCCUGCAGGAAAGGCUGAAGGAGCUCGAUGCCUUGCUCCUGGAAGAGGACAUAGACAGGGAAUACCCUCGUCACCUUUAGGAGCUCCAACUAUUCAUCCAUCCGUCCUUUAGGGAGGGGAGAAAUCUCUGAAUCAAUUGUAUUUUUUUCUCUAUAUUUCUAUAAAGUUUUCAAUAUA